This is a messenger RNA of Menidia menidia (Atlantic silverside), 3915 nucleotides long. NCBI's taxonomy places the organism in Eukaryota, Metazoa, Chordata, Actinopteri, Atheriniformes, Atherinopsidae. The record is from the annotation of a GenBank genome assembly.
GCACAACGACUCUGGUCACAACAAACGAGUUCCUCUCUCGCGUUUGAGCUCAAAGGCACACCGGCAGGGCCUCUGCACUUCAAGUCCGGACAGGUAGGCUGCCUACCUGUGAUCCACGCCCUCCGCUGCGCUGCGCACAGGUACCGUGCAGCAGGAAGUGGAUGUCAACGCCGAAGCUGUCGUCUUUCAACAGCACUCGAAAAUGAAGCCGAGUGUUUGAAACAAAAACUGAAAUCACAGACUCUCGUUUUGAACUGUUUUCAUAUAUUUUUUGUAAUCGGGAUUUUUGUUGUUGUUGUGAAAAUGCGCCUCUGUGCCACAUGUGCGCUCCUGUUACUCUCCGUGUUGGCAGCUUUGGACACUUCAGAAUGUGUGAAGAAAGUGGUCCGACCUGACAGCGGGUCCACUGUGACCGUGUCCACUAAGCUGUCCUCGGUUGGGUGUGCUGUGUGCACGGUCAGUGGGGUGAACGACACGCAGACUUCCUGCCACCCAUCUCUUAUUCUGGUACCUGAGGAAGAAGUCCAGCUGCUGUUCAACUGCUCCCAACCCAUCGAACAGUCUUACACUGUGACAAUUGCUCAAUCCAUUGAAUGUUCUCAGGAUGCUUGCAACCCCAAUAUGGUCGAAGCCCAGUCCUCCCUCCUGGCAGAGUUUGCCAGAACCUUCAUUUGGGAGGUGAAGGCGCCAAAAAAGACUGCCGUGAGCCUCAACAAGCUUGGGACUGGACUGACCGAGACAUCACAACCAUGUCCAGAUGGACAUCAGUUUUCAGUGGCUGCGAAAACGAGUAGCAAGAGCUCGACUCAAUACUGUCACGGUGGCUCUCUGACCCAGCUGGACCUGACGGAUGGGUCUGUCGUCUCCCUUCAAGUUCAACCGAACGCACAGGAGGUGUCGGUGUUGUUUCAGCUCUCCGCUGCACCUUUAAAGGGACGAACAGUGGUCUUAGACAUUGGCUCCGGUACAACUGUAGUCCUGAGCCGAGACCCGGAGCAGUCGGAGUGUGAAGUGUGCACCACUGAUGGUUCCACUCCUGAUUGUAGCUCAACACAAAAGACGCUGACCACAGCUAAAGAUCUCUCAGUGGAGUUCAGCUGCCCGAAACCCGAAGACGUAUUCAGUGUGAAGAUAAAGAAGGCAACAGAAUGUACAAUGAGCUCCUGUACCCCUAAUGCAACCCAAACCGAGGCCAAUCUACUACAGGACUUCAAAAGAACCCUGACAUGGGACAUUACUGUUCCUGACAGGACUGUUUUAACUUUGGAUUUUCCUGAUGAUGGACUGAAGCAAGUUUCUACCACAGACAAGUGUUUGGAUGGCUAUCUGUACACAGUGAAAACAACCAGCAGUGAUGGAAAAAUGAAAACUAACAGCUUCUGCAAAGGUGGAACAGUUAAUGAUCUGAAUCUGCUUGGAUCCACUACUUUGACUGUUGAAGUACCCAAAGGAGGCGAUACGAAGCAGACUGCAUUCGGUUUCAGAGCAGCACCAAGACGUGGCAGAAUGAUGUCUGUGACCCCUGACCCAGACACCAUCAUCAUCAUCAGAAGGGUGUCUGAAGAGCCUGAGUGCAGAGUUUGUGUGGACAAGGAACCCAACAGGAGAUGCAAUCCACAGAAUUUAAGGCUGACAGAUCCGCGCAACACAUCAGUAGAAUUUACCUGUCCAGAACCCCAGGAUGUUUUCAGUGUGGAGAUCAACAGAGAAAUUGACUGCACAGAAACCUCCUGCUCUGGCAACAUAGUUCAGCCUGAGACCACGCUGUUCCCAGAAUUUAACCGGACUUUCACCUGGGACUUGAAAGUAAUCUCAACUAGGGCUUUCCAGCUAGACUUCCCUUCACCAGGAAUGCGACAGAUUCCUAAUGAAGAGACCUGUCCUGACGGCCACACGUACAACCUUGUUAUCUAUCUGCGCUCUGGGCCAGCUAACAUUGGUACAUUUUGCAAAGGCGGCACCGUGAGCACAAUUUUGGCUCGUUACAAGGGGCGCAUGACCCUGCGGGUGCCUGGGGAAGGAAAGGUGGACCCCAUCAACUUCAAACUCAAUGUUGGGCCUGAGACGAAGAUGCUGGCCACAGUAAAAGUCAACGUGCCGCGAGGAGUUUCAGAGACCAAGUUCAUCACGGCUAACUACCCCAGAGAUUUCCCCAGCGACCAGAAAAUGCAGUGGGACUUCACCGUGCCCGACGUGCACAACUACACCGUGCACUUCGACGACCUCACAGCCCCAGAGUGCCUCGAUGACAAAGAGGACGUGGUGGUGGAGUAUGAAAAGAGCAACAAUAAGGUGUCCAAGCUGACCCUGACUGACCCUCAGCCACAGCACCAGCAGGGCAGUUUCAACCUGGUGCUGAGCAACUGUGAGACCAACGCCACGCUGCAAGGACUCACUCUGAACUACCGGAUCUCUGUGGUGAGAAGCGGUCAUCCAGUUCUUUGCACGGUGGAUCUAACCAAACAUCCAGAAGUAUCCCUGCAAAUCGAGAAAGUGGGUUCAGACCCAAACUGUGAAAUGAGCAUGAACUCUGAGGUUAAAGAGAAGAUAAUUGUGGCCGCUGGCACAAAAGCAAGUCUUUCGUUCCUCGACUGUCCAAAUGACGACCUCCGUCUGACUGCCAGCAGAGUUAUUGGGUGCCAGAACGUAGCAUCGUGCAGUCCACAUGUCCUCACCGUGCCCACACUGGACUCCUGUCUGCCAAUGCCACUGCAGAACUUCAAGUGGCACCUCAGCAUCCCUAUGAACGGCACGCUGGAUCUGAUAUCUCCCACGGGGAGUUUCCACCAGUCCAUACCGGGCCAGGAGUGUAAUAAGUCUUUCUCACUCCACGUGGAGGAGACUGAUGGCUUUUCUAUUGGAGAUUUCUGCUUCAACGGUGUGAUCAAGAGAAUUCAACUGCACACCAACGUCUCGGUCACGGCCACGGCUCAGGACUUCAGCACCACCCAAGGCCCUUUCCUCAACGUCAGCUUCAGUCCGGAGAUCCCAGAGACCAUCAUCUACAAUGUCAUGCCCAAGGAGACGUCUCCCGCCCUGAUGGCCACACCCAACUGGCCCAGGGGAAUGAAAUCUUUCUCCACCGUAUCCUGGAUCGUCUCCUUCCCCAGUCAGUAUCGCGCCCAGCUCUCAUUCGUCAACAUCAGCCAGCCCAAAUGCGCAGACAGACACACGUGCAUCAAGGUGAAGAUACUGGGGUACGAGGAGGAGCUCCUGAGCCGCCGGGAGGAUGAGGCGGUGGAGCAGACGCUGGUGGUCCCCAAAAACUUCUAUCUCAACAUGUCCAAUUGCAAACCAGAGGCUGGAAACUUUGGGGCCGUCACAAAAAUUGUUCUUCAGAGGAAGACCAAUCUGUUGGCUAUUGUCCUGGGGAUAGCAGGAGCAGUUUUGGUUUUGCUCAUAGUCCUGGCUGUCGUCUGCAUUGUCACAAAGAAAAAGAAAGACCAAAUGAAAAAGGAGUCAUCCAUCUACAUUGGCAAAGGUAGCAUCUUCCGCCCAGGAGACCGGCACUUCACCAAAACCCGAUCUGACAACGACUCCCACGUCUACGACUGCAUAGACGAGAGCAUGGUCUACGGCCACCUGCUGGGGGACUCGGCCCGCUCCGACAGCGUGCAAGAACCCUAUAAAGGGAUACAGGUGGACACUUAUCAAACCUUUAUGGGCCCCAACGAUGGCUCACUGCCUGUAAUUAAAGAGCCAGAUCCAGGGGAGAAGGCGUUCCUGGACCCCUCUGAGACUUUCAUCCCGUCCCGUCCACGCACCCCCAUCGACCGGCAGGACAGCCUGGGUUUCCAGGACCGCCGGAUGGUCGACAAUGAACUCUACACGUUCAAAAGCACAGGGCAGAUGAACACAAUCCAACUGUCUGGCGAUCUGGAGCCUGAGCCGCCACUAACGGAGGACUCCUUGUAA